Messenger RNA from Zophobas morio, 1736 nucleotides. RefSeq names its product importin subunit alpha-7-like. Gene Ontology annotation, biological process: NLS-bearing protein import into nucleus. Lineage: Eukaryota; Metazoa; Arthropoda; Insecta; Coleoptera; Tenebrionidae. Gene Ontology annotation, molecular function: protein binding; nuclear import signal receptor activity. Bases 114 to 1736 code for a protein of 540 amino acids. The record is from RefSeq and is a predicted model, not a curated record. Gene Ontology annotation, cellular component: cytoplasm; nucleus. The transcript has 5 exons.
CACUUACUAACUGACAGCCAACUCGUUGGCAUGUUAUCCCGUCAAUGAAUCCUUCUAUAUCAUGUGAAAUUACAAUUGUGUUAUAAGACAUUUUUAUAAAACAUUUCGAAUCUAUGGCGGUUAAAAAUAAAGCGUUUGAGAGAAUAUCUAAGUUUGCAUCUAGACAUGAAAUAUCCUUUUCAGGAAUAAAGAAGAGAAGAAGUUUAUACAAUGUUGAGUUACGCAAAUUUAAACGUAGUGAACAUAUAUGGAAGAAGCGGAAUGUUAAAUCUUUCGGUGAAGAACAGUUGUUAAUUCCCUCGGACACCCUGCUAAGCUCUUUUUGCGAAGAAUUCCAUAAGUUAAGCCAGGAUUUAAAAGAUUCUGACCUUAGUACACGGAAGAUUGCUCUUGAAAAAUUUAGGUUAUUAUUUUCGAGUCCCUUUAUAGAAGAAGUUAAAAAGGAAAAGGGUCUCCAGUUAGUACCGACUCUGCUAUUACUGCUAGCUGACGACGCUUACCAAGAUUUACAGUACGAAGCUGCUUGUCUUUUGACGACUUUUUCUUGUUUUUCUGGUGAUAUCCUCCGAAAAUUUGCUACAAAAGACGUCGUUAAGCAUCUUGUUGGUCUGGUGAAUAUGUCCAACGAACUUAUAUGUGAGCAAGCUGUGUGGACCCUAGGAAAUCUUGCUGGUAACUGCCUGGAGCUAGCCCAACGUGUGCUUUCUCUGGGAGCCGUUCCAGCUAUUAACUCACUAAUACGCCGAGCAUCGAGACUCUGCACUGUGAAGCUAGCGGUCUGGACCCUUUCUAACCUGUGCCAGAGGGACACUUCUUUUGAAGGUGAAUCCGAAAAACAUUGCUGGUCUGCCCUUUCCUGGCUCAUAAACAGCAGUGACGAUAUUGAAAUUCUAACCGACACAUGUUGGUCUCUACAAAACUUGUGUUUCGUUAGUGGUGGUAGUUGCAGCGACUCGCUCUCCCAGUCUGGGAUCCUUGGUCGCCUUGUGGAUUUGGUGUCCUCCGAAGAAAUGAGUAUCAAAAUGCCCGCUCUCAGGACACUGGGUAUCUUCAUUUGCCACAAUCCAUGGCAUAUACAAAUCGUCUUAAACUGUGGAAUUCUCAGCGCAAUAAGAGAUUUAUUAAAGCAUAACAACGAAUCUCUGGUGAUGGAUACCUGCUGGGUAGUGUCACUUCUCUCCGAGGGAAGUUGUUACCAAAUCCAGUUCGUUAUUAAAACAAAUAUUCCUCAGCAGUUGACUUGUCUUAUGAAAAGCGAAUCGAGGGGGAUUAGAGAGGAAGCAGCCUGGGCUGUGUGUAACUUGCUUACUUGUGGCACCCAGGAGCAAACAGUCGCAGUUUUGAACCUCAAUUGUACCUCUGAUCUGUGCGCUGUUCUGGUGAGCGAGCUCGAUAUCGAUUUCUUAAGAGUUGCACUUUCGGCAUUGGAGAGAGCUCUUAGAGUUUCUAUCAAUUUCUGCAGCGACUGUGAGUUUUGCCAGGGCUGUUCUUCAUGUGAACGCUUAAAGAAUCUUAGAAUUGACAUCGAAGAAAGCGCAAUGACCACUCUUACUGAACUUUCCGUCCACCACAACGCUCAGUUAUCUAAAUUUUCCUUGAGAGUACUCCAUCUGCUCUCCGCCGACGACGCAGCCGAAACAAGCUCGUCUCCGUUCUCUCCUCGCCUUACAAGUAAACCAGAUAGAGAUAGGAGAAGAGGAUCUGAGUCGCCCGAAGUAAGCUUAUAUUAUUUCUAA